This is a messenger RNA of Phytophthora nicotianae INRA-310, 2727 nucleotides long. RefSeq lists its product as hypothetical. Gene Ontology annotation, cellular component: membrane. The record is from RefSeq and is a predicted model, not a curated record. NCBI's taxonomy places the organism in Eukaryota, Oomycota, Peronosporomycetes, Peronosporales, Peronosporaceae. The transcript has a single exon. Gene Ontology annotation, molecular function: antiporter activity. Gene Ontology annotation, biological process: proton transmembrane transport. Bases 1 to 2727 code for a protein of 908 amino acids.
AUGAACCCGAUGCGAAAGAAUAGCAUUCGUGCCGGCUCGGAGCUCCUUCUCGUCUUCACUGUGGCUGUUUCCUGCUUACAGGUUGUGUCAAGCCAUUCCACACUGCGGGAUGAUAACGCCUUAGACAAGGGUCACGACAUCACGCGUCGAUUAAGCGGUGCCACGGGAGACCCGGACAAAACCGUGCCGUUCAAUUCAUGGAGCAACACCAUCGAAACACUGCGGUAUGCACUCGCCUUCGUCAUCGUACUGGUGGCCGCCCACCCGCUCGGACUCUUCUUUCCAAAGUAUUUCAAACUUCCACUCAUCACGGGGUACCUGGUUAUCGGCAUUAUCGCUGGCCCGUUCGUGGCCAACCUUUUAACGGAAGACCUCGUCAAUAUGCUCUCGAACUACGUCAGUGCGUUGGCACUGUCGUUCAUCUCGUUCCAGGCUGGUCAGGAGAUUUAUCUACCGGAGCUUCGUCCACAGUUGAAAGCCAUCUUCAUUCUGCUCUCCGCACUGUACGUGACGGCUAUGGUCAUCCUGACAUCGGUGCAUUUACUCGUUGAAAGCGCCUUCUUCUACGACGACCUGGCGUUGAGCUGUCAAUUGGGUAUUGCUCUCAUGUUCGGCUCCAUCUCCGUGCUGGGAUCACCAGCCACCGUCAUGGCCAUCAAGAUUGAACUCAACAGUGUGGGUCCGUUCACGAGUUUGAUGCUGGGAGCAACCAUGACGGCCGAAUUUGUAGUACUCCUGUCGUUUUCGAUUUCUCGAAUCGUAUGCUCCAUCUACUGUGCUGAAUUGGACGUAUCAAUGGGUAACCUCAUGUUCACAUUGAGCAUCGUGAUGUCCAACAUUCUGCUAGGUGUGAUUCUGGCAGGUGUAACGUUCCUGAUCUUCCAGAUCCCUGGAGGAGAACACCACGACCACGGUCACACAAAUGGGCAUGAAAAUGGUCAUACUGACAGUCCAAGUGCGUCGUAUUAUAACCAGAAGACGGACGUGAAAGCUACUUCAGUCAAUAUGGACAGCGCACCUCAUCCUCACAACGCUUACCCCCAAGAUGGCGAGUCUGCUGCGACCUCGUCCUCCUUUUUGACACCUCAGACAUCUCUCUGCUUGAAAGGCUUCAUCUGGUUAUCAAUGGGGUAUAUGUUUUACCUCUCAACAACGACGAUCGCCCAAGCCACCAUUGCAGCUUACAGUUUGUCGUGGGAAGUAAAGUUCGAGCCGCUACUUGUGCUUAUGAUUGCUGCGUGUAUCGCUGGACACCACACGGGGAUUCGCCACGACAUGCACGUGAUUCUAGAUACCGCAGCACCGUACAUGUUCCUGCCGUUCUUCGUCAUGACCGGCGCAGCACUGAAGCUGGAUCAGGUGGUACAUGCCAUCCCGCUUAUGACAGUGUAUGUUCUACUACGGUAUAUUGCGAUCUUCAUCGCUUGCUACGUCGGUGGUCGCUUCUUGCUCAAGUUACCACCAAGGCAGUACAACAACCUGUGGCUCACAAUGACACCCCAAGCUGGUGUUGCCUUAGGUUUGGCAAACGAAGUCAAGGCCAUGAGUGACGAUACGUGGGCUGCAGAUUUCGCAGCGACGAUCGUGGCCGCCGUAGUGGUUAAUCAAAUCGUGGGGCCGGUGUUGUGUUCCAUGGGGCUGGGUCGCGCCGGUGAAACACUGAAAGAUCGGGCAGUAGAAGAACACGACGAUAAUAAACCCGAUAUCGACGGGAAAGAUCUGGAACAUAACGGAGAUGAAGGCGAUCGCAAAGUACGGCAAAGUCGGCUGUCGGUCAGAGCUAGUCGAUUCUCGAUGCAUGACCCUGGAGCUCCAUUGCCGUUCUAUAAGGUGCAAAACGCGGUUGUCAUUGGUGAUGAUGAAGUGGCGUUCGAGGUCGCACUGGAACUCUCGCUUUACGGUGCAAAGGUUAACGUGCCUCUCCUGGAUCAAGAACGCACCAGUAAAUGGCAGAAAAUGAACGAGACGAUCUUGAAGAGAACCGCCAAGGGAGAACUCAUCUCGUACAAGAAUACACUCAAGGACCGUGACAAUGCACAGACCAUGUCGUCAGCUGAUGUUCUCAUCUACACGGGCGAUGCUAACCGUACUCGCGAAAAUAUUCUGAUGUUGAAAUCCUUACUGGGUGAAUCGCACCCUCGGAUGAUCGCAUUGGUGCCGGAUUGCAAGUUCAGCAAGGAGAUGAAGGAACAGGGUAUACUGGUGAUCCAGCCGUCGAUUGCUUUGGCCAAUAUUGCAACGCGUAUGGCUCUACUGGACCAGAAGUCAGCCGAGGCGUUAUCGAACGAGAUCAGUACGACGAAUGACUUCAGUACUGCGACGUAUUACUUGCGAGCUGAUGGAGCACACCGAGGUUCCGUAUCGGAGAUGUCCUUGGAGGCUCGUCGGUUGGCUCUGGGUCGCAGUGUGGUGAACCACCAUUCGGUGAACUACGAUCGUCUCAUGGAGACAUUAGCGGCAGAGAACUUGCCAAUGCCUCCUCCUCCAUCUCGUGUGGCCAUGUUCGGCACUUCUGCUGCUGGCUUCGACCCGUUUUCUAGUCGGGACAACGGAUCAAGCUUUUUCGUCGUGCAUGACGACCCGGAGGACGGAGAAGAAUACAUUCUGAGCACACCCAACGCACUACCGAAAUCUCGGUCCCACCGAAGAAUAAGUCUCUCGCGAACGUCCGGUCAUUCUUUCGUUAGCGUUUCAAGUGAAGUCCGCCAUCGUCCAAACAAGAACUAA